This is a messenger RNA of Racocetra persica, 488 nucleotides long. Lineage: Eukaryota; Fungi; Glomeromycota; Glomeromycetes; Diversisporales; Gigasporaceae. The record is from the annotation of a GenBank genome assembly.
AAGAAUUCGAAGAAGAAAAUUCUUCAAAUAAUCACUACAACCAAACCAUAGAGGAAAAUCGAUUAAAUGAUUCUUCUCAAGAUACGCUUGUCGAAUCAAGUGUAAAUUAUCAAAUAGAAUUAAUUUUGUUAAUUCUAAUUAUUAUCCUGGCUCCUUUUUCAUUUAUUUUUGUUUGGAUUCUUGGAGGUCUUCUGCUCUUUCGAACAAGAAUCCUAAUAUUGAAAUUAGGGUUGGCCGACGAAGAUUAUACGAUGAUGAUAAACUCUUUUGAAAUUUUAUUCAGCCAGUUGACAAUUAACUCUUCUUUUUGGAAUGGUGGAGACAUCGAAGAAACUAUUAUCGAGCUUGUUAAUGGUAGUAUUCGAAUCGAAGAUUUUCCAUAUAUUCAAGUCUGUAUUAUCGAUGAUAUGAUCUUCUCUUCGGAUAAUCGUCGGCUUUAUGUAUUUCGAGAAGCUAUUCAAAGAGGAUUAAAAGUUGAUAAAAUUCCA